GAAUAACUUCGAUGCCGUCAAACGACACAGCGUUUUAUGUAGAAACGUGAUAUCAACAUAAUCAGUCGGACAGUAAAACGGAAGAAUCUCAUCAUUCCGAGCAGUCCCUGAAAGCAACUAAAGCAACACCUCGCUUGCACGCGACCAAGCGUUACGUUCCAACUGCAACUCCUCCCAAGCGCGACGUUCGCGCAUCGUGAAACGAGCAAUACCAGCGCCGGGCGGCACAACCUGCUCAAUCAGGAACACUUUGACGCUUGCACUGCCGCCGACAGAGACACCCAGAAAAUACUGACACUCCAAGCGGCGAGAGGAAGACACCAUGAACCGCUUCAAGACCUCCAAAUUCAAAAACACCAUUCCGAAAAUCGCCAAGAAGGAUGGAUGGAUAAACAACAUCCGUGGCGGAUCUUUCACCUGCCAGGGAAACCAGAUCAAGGCGAGUGCCAAGCUGGUGGCCUUCAAUGCGGAGCAUGCUGGAGGCGGAAUGGUUGGCCUGACGUCUGUGAAACCUGCUGCGGAUGGACAAUGGCGCGUCACCCAGAUCUCCUGUCAUUCUGAUUUGGUGACCGACUUGGACUUUUCUCCAUUUGAUGAGAGUCUUCUGGCAACUUGCUCCGCGGAUGAAACGGUGAAGCUGUGGCAUUUGUCUGACCCAGAGCUGGGGCAGCCCCUGGCGCCCGAGCUCACUCUCAGACCUGGGUGGGGACUGCUGGAGCUGGUGCUCUUCCACCCGACCUCUUCCGGGCUGCUGGCCGUCGGCGCUGCCAAGUGCCCACUCAUUUGGGACACGGGACGUCAGGAUGCGCCGCUCGCAGUUCUGGAGGAGCACGCCGACCAGCUGCAGAGUCUGAGCUGGAAACAGGACGGUUCGCUGCUGGCUUCCACCUGCAAGGAUAAGCUGCUGCGAGUUUUUGACCCCAGAGCCCAGCUGAAACCAGUUCAGAGUGCCGACUGCCUUCAGAACAACAAAGACUCUCGCAUUCUGUGGGCCAAGGAUGACUUUCUGCUGACUACUGGCUUUGACCGGGUGCGUAACCGUGAGGUGAGGCUUUGGGACAGCCGGAACUUGACUUCUUCUGUGAGGUCUCAGACCUUUGGCACUUCCAGCGGGACGCUGAUUCCUCUUCUUGAUGCCGAUACUGGUCUGUUGGUGCUGGCUGGCAUGGGCGACACAGUGGCGGAUUGCUUCGAAGUGUCCACCUCGGAGCCCUUCCUCUCUCAAGUGAGCCACUGUCUGACUGAGAUGUCAAGCCGCGGCGUCGCCAUGGUACCCAAGCUGGCGUUGGACGUCAUGUCUUGCGAAGUAAUGCGAGUGCUCCAGCUGACCGACAACUACAUUGUGCCAAUCAGCUAUCAAGUGCCUCGCAAGAAUUCCGGCCAUGAAUUCCACGCUGACCUCUUCCCCGACACGGCAGGCGUUAGUCCGGCCAUGACCGCGGCGGAUUGGUGGCAGGGAGGGAACAAGCAGGUACAGAAAGUCAGCCUGCAUCCGGACAAGCAGCCCAAAGCUGCCACGGCUCCAUCAGACAAACCGACGCCGGCAAGGAAGGAUCUUAGCAGCGGCGAGAGCAAGGACGCGGCACGUGGUUGUUCCACCUCCAGCAGUCCUUUGAGCACUCCCACCAGCAGCGCCGCCGCAUCCCGCUCGCCCUCUUCCACUUCGGGUCUCUCCUCGGGCUUUCUCCCCUCGCCAAGUCCAGGCCAGGCAGCCAAGGCUUUCCAGACCUUCCUUGGACCAACCUCCAAGUUCCGGCACAUCCAGGGCGUCGUGCUGCACCGCGACACGCACAUCACCAACGUACGCGACCUCAACCUGACCACGCCGGGCGAGUGCGACGGCUUCUGCGCCAAUAGCCAGUACGCCGCCGUGCCCCUCGCCAUAGCCGGCGGCCAGAUUGCCAUCUUUACGCGCUCGCAGCCAGGCAAGCUGCCGGACGUCGCUCUGCCCACCAUUCAAAAUUCUGUCAAUGUGGCGGACCUUUGUUGGGACCCCUUUGACACGCAUCGACUCGCUGUGGCUGGUGAGGAUGCUAAAAUCCGAGUGUGGCAAGUACCAAAGGGCGGCCUCAAAGAGACUCUGACCGAUCCUGAACUCAUCCUGCAAGGCCACACUGAGAAAAUCUACUCCAUCAAGUUUCACCCUUUGGCCAGCGACCUGCUGGUGUCCUCAUCUUAUGACCUCACUGUGCGACUGUGGAACCUGGAAGAUGGCGAGCAGGUGCAGCUCCUCACCGGACACCGGGAUCAGGUGUUCUGCAUGGCUUGGAGCCCAGAUGGCAAGCAGCUGGUUACAGUGUGCAAAGAUGGCAAAAUUCGCGUUUACGACCCGCGCAAGUCGGAUGCGCCUGUGCAGGAGGGUCCAGGCCCUGACGGCCACAGAGGCGCUCGUGUGGUGUGGGUGUGUGAGGGCAAGUACCUGCUGGUGUCUGGAUUUAACAGCAGCAGCGAGCGAGCCCUCUACUUGUACUCCGCUGCUUCUCUUUCCUCCGGAGUGGUGGCCAGCGUCUGCGUGGAUGUCUCCCCCUCCACAUUGAUCCCUUUCUAUGACCAAGACACCGGAGUGGUGUUCCUCACUGGAAAGGGGGACACCCGGGUGCACAUUUAUGAGAUCGUCCCUGACGACCCCUAUUUUGAGGAGUGCAGCAGUUUUAAGAGUCCUGAGCCACACAAGGGCUUGGCCUUCCUCCCUAAGAGCGAGUGUAACGUGCGCGAGGUGGAGAUAGCGGUGGCCCUGAUGCUCACCAAGACCACCGUGGAGCCGGUGGUCUUCAAGAUGCCAAGAGUCAAGAAAGAGUUUUUCCAGGACGACUUGUACCCAGACACGCCGGCGUGCUGGGAGCCAGCGCUGAGCGCAUCAGCCUGGCUCAACAACGCCGACGGCCAGCACAGAAAGAUCAGCAUGAGGCCCGCUGACAUGACGCCAGUCAGCGAAGCCCCUAAAGAGGCCCCGGUGAGGAAGUACAUGCCCUCGACUUUCUACCUGGAGGAGAAGACUGACGAGCAGAAGAAAGAGGAGCUUCUGGAGGCCAUGGUUGCUAAGCUGGGAAACAUGGACGAUCCAUUGCCCCAGGAUUCCUUCGAGGGGGUUGAUGACGACGAGUGGGCAAAGUAUUUGGCGCAAGUCAUCGUGAUGGGCGUUCAGGUGGUGGGCCGUGCUUUCGCUCGGGCAUUACAGCAAGAAUAUGCAGCGAGUCAGGCGGCAGCACGGGCACGAAGCAGCGCUGGUCAGCAUUCUGCCGCUGCCACCAGCAUUUCUGGGAUGAGCUUACAAGAGGCUCAGCAGAUUCUCAACGUCUCCAAGCUUGAGCCAGGAGAAAUCCAGAAGAACUACGAACAUCUCUUCAAAGUCAACGACAAGUCUGUGGGCGGUUCAUUUUACUUACAGUCAAAAGUGGUGCGAGCUAAAGAGCGUCUAGAUGAGGAACUAAAUAUUGAAGCGCAAGAACAGCAACGGCAGCAACAAAAGCAUGAAUCGCAGCAAAACACGGAAACGUGAAGAAUGAAACCAAAACCACGUCACCCCUCCCUCCGCUUCCACUGUAAAUUAUACCCCAAUAAAAGUCACCCCUUCUUUA
Molecule: messenger RNA, 3578 nt
Organism: Hippocampus zosterae (dwarf seahorse)
Lineage: Eukaryota; Metazoa; Chordata; Actinopteri; Syngnathiformes; Syngnathidae
Product: mitochondrial import inner membrane translocase subunit TIM16-like
Exons: 31
Coding region: 323-3499 (1058 amino acids)
Biological process (GO): protein import into mitochondrial matrix
Cellular component (GO): TIM23 mitochondrial import inner membrane translocase complex
Molecular function (GO): protein binding
Source: RefSeq, a predicted model, not a curated record